Ylistrum balloti is the source of this 1167-nucleotide messenger RNA. RefSeq names its product acetylcholine receptor subunit beta-type lev-1-like. Gene Ontology annotation, molecular function: extracellular ligand-gated monoatomic ion channel activity; neurotransmitter receptor activity; transmembrane signaling receptor activity. The transcript has a single exon. Gene Ontology annotation, biological process: chemical synaptic transmission; nervous system process; signal transduction. Lineage: Eukaryota; Metazoa; Mollusca; Bivalvia; Pectinida; Pectinidae. Bases 1 to 1167 code for a protein of 388 amino acids. Gene Ontology annotation, cellular component: membrane; synapse; neuron projection. The record is from RefSeq and is a predicted model, not a curated record.
AUGUUAAACGCCGACCUCCUGAAUGGAUACAAUCCCACUGUUCACCCAGGCCUAAAUUACUCGGAACCACUCAAUAUAAAUGUCAGCUUCUCGUUAAGAAAAAUACAAACAUUUGACGAAUUGACAAGCGCAUUUACGAUAAUCGGUGUGUUGUAUGUUGCCUGGUUUGAUGAACGUUUGCAUUGGACUCCGUCAAGUUAUAACAACUUAAUGGUCACUCAUUUCAAGCAAAAAGAAAUUUGGACACCGCCAUUUCUACUUGCGAACAAUCAUGACGAUAUUGCUAUGAUUGGAAACGACGAAUUACACAUCUCGGUUACAUAUACAGGAGAAGUAAGCUGGGAUAUCCCUGUAAAGCUCACGUCUUUAUGCGAUGCCGACGUAAGGUAUUACCCGUUUGACCAACAAUCUUGUAGUCUAGUUCUGAGUCCAUGGGGUUACAGUUCGAACCUCGUUCAGCUAAAUGCUACUGGCUCGACACUGGAUACGGCGCAAUACACAGAGAAUUCAAUAUGGAAUCUCGUCAGCACAGACCAACGAUCUCUCCAACGCCCAGAUUGGAUUAUUUUAAUGACGAUCAUGUUUGAGAGGAAAGCUUUGUUUUUUGUGUUGAACUUCAUAUUGCCAACCAUUUUUAUGUGCUUCAUCAAUCUGUUUGUAUUCGCCCUGCCAGCAGAGUCCGGGGAACGCGUCGGCUUUUCUAUCACCGUGUUACUGGCCAUCGCGGUAUUCCUGUCAAUCGUGUCCAGCAAUCUCCCACAGACUUCAUCCCCAGAAAUGGCCUUACUUUGCUAUCUACUUGUCAUUCACAUAGUUUUGAGCGUAAUGAUAAUGGUGUGUGUGAUACUCGGACUCCGGUUUUACUUUCGAUCAGAUGAGCAGCAGGUUCCAGGGUACAUAUCCAAGCUGACGCGAAUCGUUAACAAUAAAACCUGUGGGAAUCUGAAAACGUCUGAUGUGUCUCCAGAGCCCCAAAAAACGGAUCCGGUGACGGCAAAGACAGGUCCUGAUGGUGCUGAAUUGAAUGGUGACAACAGUGUCCCAACCUAUGACGCAGUAACAUGGAACCAAGUUAGCAUUGCGUUCGAUAAAGUCUGUUUUACUUUCUUCUUGCUAACUGCUACAUUGUGUAACCUAGCAUUUGGUGUCAGAUUAUCGGCAUCGUAA